AUGAGACAUUAUCCUGGGAUUAAUAAAUGCAGUGAAGAAGAAGUGAAAUUCACCCCAUCGAAAAGAAUUAUACCUCAUGGAUAUUGUAUAAAGGAUGAUUUGGCCUGGAAACCGCAUUGCACAGCAUUGGAUCCAGUGUAUUCUGAUUAUGGUCUUGACUGGUCAUCAAAACUGCGUCAUAUUGAAGCGUAUAAAGAUGAGACAAGAAAUGAUGAAAAUAUAUGGCCAGAAUUAUCGAGUCAUUUGAGAACUUUUCCAGAAUCAAAAUAUCAUGGAAUUAGUUCAGAAUGGUUAAUGUAUUCUAAUGGUUAUUCAAGUGGAAAACGGUGUAUAUUCAAUGGAAUACAUCAACGAAGCGCUUAUUGUGACAAAGAGUAUACGUUCAAUUGCGAUUUUACACACAAAAGAAGGGGUGAUGAUAUUGACCAGACUAAUGGUAUCGUCAAUCCAAUGAAACCAGCAGUGCCAAAAGUUCAAUUUGGUUUAAUAACCCACAUUCCGAAAAGAAUUGAAGUCCCAAGAUUUCCAGUGGAUCCAGUGAUGAAAUCAACACAAGCUGAAGCCAAUAAAGCCGUGAUGGCUGCUAUACGCAAAGAGAUCGCUGAAUUAGAUAAUUGGAAACCAGCGCCAACUUUAACAGAGACUAUUUCAUCGGUGAAAUUUUCAAAGAAAUAA
Molecule: messenger RNA, 675 nt
Organism: Trichobilharzia regenti
Lineage: Eukaryota; Metazoa; Platyhelminthes; Trematoda; Strigeidida; Schistosomatidae
Source: the annotation of a GenBank genome assembly